Molecule: messenger RNA, 2497 nt
Organism: Jatropha curcas
Lineage: Eukaryota; Viridiplantae; Streptophyta; Magnoliopsida; Malpighiales; Euphorbiaceae
Gene: RWA2
Product: O-acetyltransferase family protein
Biological process (GO): xyloglucan metabolic process; xylan biosynthetic process; plant-type secondary cell wall biogenesis
Cellular component (GO): Golgi apparatus
Molecular function (GO): acetyltransferase activity
Source: RefSeq, a predicted model, not a curated record
UACAGUCCAUAGCACAGGAACAUAAAUCUCCUCCGAUUACACACCGUCCGAUCAAACAUUGGACGGACCAUCAACGCUACAACCACCUCUAUCCUAGACCCAGAAGAUAAGAUAACUGGAGCAGCAUUUAAAUCACGAUUUCCAACAAACCGCUCUAUUGCAAAACAAAAAAAAAAGCCCGGUAAGCACCACUGGUUCCUACGAAACUAUUCCUUUCAUUUUCACCUUCUCCGCCAUUUCAUACUGAAGCAAUAUAUACUCACGGACACCGCAAAUCUAUAAUCCUAUACGUACAUCGGCACCCGUAGAUUUGGAGCAAUCUACGGCUCCGUGCCCCUCGUUCUACAGCGAAAACUAGAUUUCGUUUAGAUCUGGUUUUCGAGCAAGCAAAUUUGUAUAGUUUCAUUAAUAUGCACAUUGAUUUCGCUGCCUAAAUCUCACUCAAUUGUUUCCUUGGUGCUUCAACUGAGCAGCAAAAAUGGUGAUCUCUAGUCCUAUUACCCCUGGACAGGUCUCGUUUUUACUUGGCGUUGUGCCAAUAAUUGCUGCCUGGAUUUAUUCAGAGAUUUUGGAGUAUAAGAAAAAUGCUGCUGCAGCCAAAGCUAGACACUCUGAUAUUGGUUUGGCUGAAAUGGGAAAUGAUGCUGUUAAAGAAGAUGACCGAGCUGUUUUGCUGGAGGGGGGAGGUCUUCAAUCAGCUUCUCCUAGAGCUAAGACUUCCCCUGCUUCAUCUCCGAUUUUCAGGUUCCUUCUGAUGGAAGAGCAAUUUCUGAUUGAGAAUCGCUUGACACUCAGAGCUAUAUCUGAAUUUGGUGCCCUUCUUGGGUACUUUUACCUAUGUGAUCGUACAGAUUUCUUUAACUCAUCAACGAAGAGUUUUAAUAGGGACCUUUUCUGGUUUCUCUAUUCCCUUCUCAUCAUAGUUUCAGCCAUAACUUCUUUCAAGAUACAUCACGAUAGGUCGCCAUUCUCAGGAAAACCCAUACUCUAUUUGAACAGGCAUCAAACUGAGGAAUGGAAAGGCUGGAUGCAGGUAUUGUUUUUGAUGUAUCAUUACUUUGCUGCAACAGAAAUCUAUAAUGCAAUCCGAGUUUUCAUUGCCGCGUAUGUGUGGAUGACUGGGUUUGGGAACUUCUCAUAUUAUUAUGUCCGAAAAGAUUUCAGUCUUGCUAGGUUUGCGCAGAUGAUGUGGCGGCUUAAUUUCUUGGUGAUAUUCUGCUGUGUCGUGCUUAACAAUAGUUAUAUGCUGUAUUACAUUUGCCCUAUGCACACUCUUUUCACUCUUAUGGUUUAUGGAGCACUUGGUAUUAUGAACAAAUACAACGAGAAGGGAUCUGUUAUAGCUGUAAAAAUCAUCGCCUGCUUCUUGGUUGUUAUCCUAAUAUGGGAAAUUCCUGGAGUGUUUGAAUUGGUUUGGAGCCCAUUUACUUUCUUUCUUGGCUACACUGAUCCUGCAAAACCAGAUCUUCCUCGGUUGCAUGAAUGGCAUUUCCGUUCAGGCCUUGAUCGUUAUAUCUGGAUAAUUGGAAUGAUAUAUGCCUACUAUCAUCCAACAGUGGAAAGGUGGAUGGAGAAACUGGAGGAAACAGAAGUGAAGCGUAGAAUAUCAAUCAAAACAGCUGUGGCAUCGAUAUCCCUAUUGACGGGUUACCUAUGGUUCGAACAUAUAUACAAGAUGGACAAGGUUACUUACAACAAGUACCAUCCUUAUACUUCUUGGAUUCCAAUAACUGUUUACAUAUCCUUGAGAAACGUCUCCCAAUACUUCCGCAGCUACACUUUGACCCUUUUUGCAUGGCUUGGAAAGAUUACUCUGGAAACAUACAUUUCACAAUUCCAUAUCUGGUUAAGAUCAAGCAUCCCAGAUGCUCAACCCAAAUUGUUGCUUUCUAUAAUCCCACAAUCAGAAUUCCCACUGUUGAACUUUAUGCUCACUACUUCCAUAUAUGUCGCAGUUUCUUACAGACUCUUUGAUCUGACCAAUACAUUAAAAAUUGCAUUUGUACCCAGUAAAGACGAUAAGCGCCUCGCACACAAUAUGAUCACUGCUGCAGUAAUUGCAAGCAUUCUAUACUCGGUGUCUUUUAUAUUUUUAAAGAUCCCUCAGAUAUUGGUGUGAGAAAAAGGCUGCAAGCUUCUGUAUCAGUUCUCCAUGAAUACACGAGAAGAAUGUAGUUCAACUGCUAGGUCUUUCUUUUUUUGAACAAAAAUGCCCGAACUGCAAAAUGGAUUUAUUUCAAGCUCCUUGGUGAAAGAAAUGGAGUAGGAUAUGCUUAGAUUUUGUGACACAGUUUGUAUAGGAAAAGAUCAGUAAUUGAGAUGACCUCCAAGAGGUAUUAUUUUUGUAAUCUUUGUUUUUCAUUUAUUUUCUAGCACUAUAGUAAAGAUGAUUACAGGUGAAAUAUAACAUUCAUUACUGAAGCGACUUCCAUUUGCCUCCCUCAAGUUAGUAGACUUAUGGCCAUAUAUAAAUCAGGCUGUAUUUGGUAGAAUAAAA